GCACACAAUAAAUACAUCCACCCCGAAAUGCAAAAACAUCAGAGGAGGUUCCUGCCCCCAGGGCUCCGAGCAGAGCAGGCUCAGGCAGGAGAGCAGCAGGAUGAGGCUGCUUCUCUUGCUAGCUGUGCUUUGUGGUGGAGUAAACAGCAGCAUUGUGCUGCAGAAAAUGUACGGGAGGAUCACAUCUCCUAACUUCCCCAGUACCUACCCAAAUCACAAGGAGAGAACGUGGAAUGUUACCGUCCCCAGAGGAUAUGCUGUCCGCAUCUACUUCACCCACUUCAACCUGGAGCUGUCCUACCAGUGUGAAUACGAUUACGUGAAGCUAAGCUCCAAUGGGAAGACCUUGGCCACGCUGUGCGGACGGGAUAGUACUGACACCGAGGAGGCUCCAGGCAACAAAACAUACAUCUCUACUGACAACACCCUCAUGGUUGUAUUUCGGUCUGACUACUCCAAUGAGAAGCCGUUCACGGGCUUUGAGGCCUUCUAUGCUGCUGAAGAUAUCGAUGAGUGCAAACAGCUGUUUGAUGGUGAGCCCCUCUGCAAUCAUUUCUGUCACAACUAUGUGGGGGGCUACUAUUGCAGCUGUCGGAUUGGUUACAUACUGCAUGAGAACAAGAGGACGUGCACAGCCCAGUGUCAGAACCAAGUUUUUACUCAAAGAACUGGAGAAAUUGCCAGCCCUGACUAUCCAGCACCUUAUCCCCCAUUCAGCACCUGCAGCUACAGUAUCCAGGUAGAAGAUGGCUUUCUGAUCACAUUGGAAUUCGUGGAGACCUUUAAUGUGGAGGCACACCCCGAGGUGCUGUGCCCCUAUGAUGUACUCAAGAUUGAAACACACAAAAAGCAGUUUGGCCCAUUCUGCGGGAAGACUUUGCCUGCAAAAAUUGAGACACAGACCAGUGUUGUAAAUAUUACUUUCAUAACUGACAUGUCAGGAGCACACACUGGAUGGAAGGUGAAAUACACAGCAGCAGGUUUGCCGUGCCCCAGUCCUGAAGCACCACCCUAUGGCCGCAUCGCACCAGUGCAAGCACGGUACACCGUGGGUGACCACUAUGUGCUCUCUUGCGACAUUGGAUACGUGCUGCUUGAAAAUGAAAAUGUUGUGAUGUCUUUUGUAGCAGAAUGUCAAAAGAAUGCUUCUUGGAACAAACCCAUGGCAAAGUGCAUCAUUGUUGACUGCGGCCAGCCUGCGGACAUAGACAGCGGCGCCAUUGUGUACCUCACGGGGCCUGAGAAGACAACCUACAGUGCUGCCAUUCAGUACCAGUGUGCAGCCCCCUUCUACACCAUGAGGGCUGACAGCAGCGGUAAAUAUAUAUGCAGUGAUGAUGGAUUUUGGAAGAACACCAAGGGAGAAGUAACACUGCCUGUCUGUGAACCAGUCUGUGGGAUGCAAAGAACUGGAGCUGUAGAACGUAUUUAUGGAGGAAGGAGAGCCAACCCUGGACAAUUUCCAUGCUUUGUGGAUUCCUGUAGGACUGCAGCAUUACCAGCUAGCGUUUGAACGAACACGUCCAGAGAAAGCAGGCAGAGCAGCACCAAGGUACCUUAAACCACUGUAGUGGAUGGGAAGUUGAAGAGUCCCAGUAGCCCUACGUACCUGGGGAGCACACGUACAGAGAAACCUCUCAGGCUCCCUAGGUUACUGCUGUACUGAAGUGCAGGCACAGCUGCACAACCGUAACCCUAAAGGCCUUCAUGCUGUCAGCUGUAAAAACCAUUUCUCUUAAUAUAGCUUUAGAACAGAACAAGCUUUCACAUUCGGGUAUAUAAAAUACAUAAUAUCAGUACAGUCAAGAACUACUUGGAAGUAGAGUUAUGCGUGUUCUGCAGUAACUGGUUUUUAUCAAGCAUGCCCAAAUGGUAUAUCCUUAUCUGAUAAUGUAAAGAGACUGUCUCUCUUUUAUCUCACAUUCUCUUCUGAGCUGAGUUAUUCUAGAAAUACUGAAGCCUUCUUAAAAAAAACAAGACUGACCACUUCAAUAUGUAAUCAAUAGUAUUUUAUUUACUCGCUUAUAAACACUGGAGUAUGCAAAGCAGUUAGAAAAUAGCACUAAAACUUGAAAACUCUUCAAAAACCUUCAACGAUUUUGCUUGAGGGUCAGGAAAGUCUGAAGUUAUCAGAGGAUUACUCAGCACCGCCAACCCACCUCUUAAAGCCUAAACCUGGGCUUAAGACAAUUGAAAAAAAUAAAAAUAAAGCCAUGCUAAUCACAAAAACUUACCAUAAAGUUCCUUGCAGGGAUGUCACAGUUAGUCUUUGGAGGUCCAAGAAUACCAUUUUUAAGUGUUACUCAGCAGAAGUAGCUGGUAAUAGUGCAAGUGCUAAAAUGCAAAAUUCACAAUGGUACAGAGUUUGGAUAUUAUUCUGACUUAAGUGCAGAAAAAAAGACUUAAGCAACUUUUUGCAGUGGGAUAUGAACAAGCACAGGAUUAAUUUUCAGCCUGUUUUUUGCAACCCCUCUUCAAACCACUUUAGGUAUACAUUGAGACCCAGCUGAUUUAGUAUUGCAAUUAAAAUGGAAAACUAACAGUA
This is a messenger RNA of Lagopus leucura (white-tailed ptarmigan), 2545 nucleotides long. It is a transcript of the gene MASP2, whose product is annotated as MBL associated serine protease 2. Gene Ontology annotation, biological process: complement activation; proteolysis. Lineage: Eukaryota; Metazoa; Chordata; Aves; Galliformes; Phasianidae. Gene Ontology annotation, molecular function: serine-type endopeptidase activity; calcium ion binding. The transcript has 12 exons. The coding region runs from base 101 to 1513 and encodes 470 amino acids. Gene Ontology annotation, cellular component: extracellular region. The record is from RefSeq and is a predicted model, not a curated record.